Lindgomyces ingoldianus is the source of this 1642-nucleotide messenger RNA. RefSeq lists its product as uncharacterized. Gene Ontology annotation, cellular component: cytoplasm. The transcript has 2 exons. Lineage: Eukaryota; Fungi; Ascomycota; Dothideomycetes; Pleosporales; Lindgomycetaceae. Bases 192 to 1514 code for a protein of 440 amino acids. The record is from RefSeq and is a predicted model, not a curated record. Gene Ontology annotation, biological process: ubiquitin-dependent protein catabolic process. Gene Ontology annotation, molecular function: ubiquitin protein ligase activity.
CUCACGCCCGUUGUCGUUUUCGCUGGAACAAAAGGACGCAGCCCGCGUCCCGAUUCUCACUCAAUACGACAUCCUAUUUUUGUCGGCCCCGUUUCCGCAUUGUACAUAUCUGCAACCAGUCGAUCGUUGUUGGCUCCCAUCAAAUACCCACGUCGUUCUUCUCGUGAACAUAUGGAACGCAGCAGCCCAUAAUGGCUUCACAAACAUCCUCCUCCCCCAUCCCGCCCGCGCAGACCACUCAGGGCAGCUCUAGCAGUGGGCCCACCAGCUCUCCAUUACUCUUUUUUGUCGCUCUGGGUUUUGGUGUUGUCUUCACGAAUCUUUGGAUCAUCGUCGGCGUCAAAUACUGCUUCCGAUACAACCAACGCAACCGCGCCGCCCGGGCUGCUGCAGAUGGCGAGCCCAUCGACCUCGCAACCAUGCCGCGGCCGCAUAGGAGGAGGAGGGAGAAGAAGCUGAUGUCCAUGGACGAAGUCAACGAUCGCUUUCCUCUCACCAAGUACAAAGCAUGGAAGGCAAGUCGGGAAGAUGAAGGCCUACCGGCCGCUGGCGGUAUCAAUACUGCGCCCCAGAGCAGAGCCGCAAGCUUGAAGGACGUUGAUGGUGUCAUCGGGGCAUCUGGAGACGCGCGCACAUCUGUAGAGUCUCCUCGGCCAGCCACCACCCUCUCCAUAGCCCGAGACGAUCACGCAGUUGCGAAAACUUCACCACAACCGCCAAAUUCACCGAAGAAAUCCUCGUCAACACCCGAGACUUCCUCGAAGAAGGAGAGCGAGAAGACCAUCGAACUUACUCACAUAGAGACUGCGACGAGUCAUUAUCCACCCGGCAAAGAGCCUGCCAAUGCACACGACCACGACGCAGAUGACUCCGACGAUGACGACCCGAUACGUACCGCCGCCGCUCCUGAGAUGCUUGCGGAACCAGGCGACACAUGCGCCAUCUGCCUGGAUACGUUGGAGGACGACGAUGAUGUGCGCGGACUGACUUGUGGUCACGCUUUCCAUGCUAGCUGUGUUGACCCGUGGCUGACCAGCCGCCGCGCCAGCUGCCCUCUUUGCAAGGCUGACUACUAUGUACCCAAGCCGCGGCCAGAGGGAGACACUGGUGAUCAACCAGCUUCCAGUCGCCGCCCAACCGUGACAGGUCUUCGAUCGCCCACAUCUCCCCAGGCUACUUGGGCUGGUGCUCGAGGGAACCCAUUCACUCGGUCCCGUGUCGUCUUCAUCUCUAACCCUCGCCGUGCCACGGCCAACAAUGGCAAUCAGCAGGAGUUAUCCUAUGGAUUGGGGAGCGUCUUGUCUCGUCCUGAUCGACACGAUCGUAUUGCUGAGACACAGCCGGUACAGAAUCAGCCAAAUGAGAACCCGACUUGGCGUACUCGACUCCACGCAGCGAGGACUGCCAACCGCCCGACACUACCCAACUGGUUCGGACGGAAUCGUAGCAACGGUGCGACUGACAACAACCCCGCUCAAGCUACCCCUGCCCAGCUUGAAGCCGGCAAUCGGUAGUACAAGCUGUACCUCAACAGCAUCCUGGAUAUAUCCUCGAAGACCUUCCACAUCCAAUGCAAACUGUCUUCAUACAUCUAAUUGCGAGCUGGUCUGAUCUCCAAUACCUUUAUGCCCCCUCACGAACC